GCUGCCUCGACGACGUGCGACUGGCGGGCCGCCCCGUGACGCUGGCCGGCGGCGAGGGCGGCGCCCGCAGGAGCCAAGGGGGCCAGGAGGAGCGAGGCUGCCCCGCCCCCGACCUGUGCACCAACACCUCGUGCCUGCCUCCGCUCGCCUGCCACAGCUCCUGGGCUCACGCGUCCUGCAGGUCGGUUGGCUUCGCGAACGGAAUUUAG
This is a messenger RNA of Penaeus monodon (black tiger shrimp), 209 nucleotides long. Its product is annotated as putative neural-cadherin 2. The record is from RefSeq and is a predicted model, not a curated record. NCBI's taxonomy places the organism in Eukaryota, Metazoa, Arthropoda, Malacostraca, Decapoda, Penaeidae.